Arvicola amphibius (Eurasian water vole) is the source of this 1728-nucleotide messenger RNA. It is a transcript of the gene Rras2, whose product is annotated as RAS related 2. NCBI's taxonomy places the organism in Eukaryota, Metazoa, Chordata, Mammalia, Rodentia, Cricetidae. The transcript is spliced from 6 exons. The coding region runs from base 273 to 887 and encodes 204 amino acids. Gene Ontology annotation, molecular function: GDP binding; GTPase activity; GTP binding. Gene Ontology annotation, cellular component: plasma membrane. The record is from RefSeq and is a predicted model, not a curated record. Gene Ontology annotation, biological process: signal transduction.
CCAUUUGUAGCGGUGCUGGCGGCUGCGUUCGGCUUCGCUGCAGAAACGCGGAGAGGAGCGCGCUCCCUGGCCGCUGCGUCCUCUGCCCCGGCGCCUUCCCGGCUCCCCAGCGUCUCGGGCAACUCCCAGCCGUUCCGGGGGAUUGCAUUCCGCGGCCCUCCAGGCUACCCACGGGCCCCUCGUGCCCUACCGCCUGUAGCCCAGCCGGCCGCACUCAUCCCCGGAGCCGGGCCUAGGGCGCGCGGCGGCCGGGCUGGACUCGGGGCGUCCCGAUGGCCGCGGCCGGCUGGCGCGACGGCUCCGGCCAGGAGAAGUACCGGCUCGUGGUGGUCGGCGGCGGCGGCGUGGGCAAGUCGGCGCUCACCAUCCAGUUCAUCCAGUCCUAUUUUGUGACGGACUAUGACCCGACCAUUGAAGACUCAUACACAAAGCAGUGUGUCAUCGAUGACCGAGCGGCCCGGCUGGACAUUUUGGAUACAGCCGGACAAGAGGAGUUUGGAGCCAUGAGAGAGCAGUAUAUGAGGACAGGCGAGGGCUUCCUGCUGGUGUUUUCAGUCACGGAUAGGGGCAGUUUUGAAGAAAUCUAUAAGUUUCAAAGACAGAUUCUCCGAGUAAAGGACCGUGAUGAGUUCCCCAUGAUUUUAAUUGGCAACAAAGCUGACCUGGAUCACCAGAGACAGGUCACGCAGGAAGAAGGGCAGCAGUUAGCGAGGCAGCUCAAGGUCACGUACAUGGAGGCGUCGGCUAAGAUCAGGAUGAAUGUAGAUCAAGCUUUCCAUGAGCUCGUCCGAGUUAUAAGGAAAUUUCAAGAGCAAGAAUGCCCUCCGUCUCCAGAACCAACCCGGAAGGAAAAAGACAAGAAAGGCUGCCAUUGUGUCGUUUCCUAAGCGUUCCUUGAGUUUUAGCUGCCAACUGCCAGGGAAGCCCUCACCUCUGUUACCGUUUACAUCCUGCCGGUACCUUUGUAGCCUUAGACUGAUGAUCACCGUGGUAGCCUUACACCAAGAAGCUGGCUAAUUCUUUCUGCGAAGCUCGUGUAAUGGUCUUUCCCAGACGCAGACCGAUGUAAAGGAAACACUAAGGCUGCUUCAGACAUGAUCUGAUUCCUUUUAAAACACACGACUACACACACAGAUGCAUUCUUUAAGGGCUUACAUUUUAAUAGAUGAACCAAGUUUGGAAUCUAAGCUGUUUGCUAAGCUGGAGUGGUAGGUUGUGAAGUAAUUUUUAACUUCUGGAAUCGUGUUGCCUACUGUUACUCUAAAUAGAAGCAUACGGAGGGUAUUUUUUUUUUUAAAUGUGAAUUUUUGCCUAUCUUUAAAGCUUUUGAUGUCAACUCUCAUUAACCUUAAAUACACUGAAUGGAAUCUACAAAAGUGAGACAUCUCAGGCCUUUCCUGACGCUGCGGCUUUUGUUUUCCAGUGGCCAGAAUACCAAAAUGCCUGUUGUAGUUACGGAUUAAAAACUGCUGAUCAAGCCUUUCUUAUUAUGCCUCCUUCAAGAUGACAAUAUUCUCUGUGGCCAAAUGUUUGGACUCGUUCUGCACUUAGGUGUGUCAAUGAACUUGGUUUCUUUUCCCAGCCGUGCUAAGGGUAAGAGUGAACGGUUCCUAUCUGUCUUCCUUUUCAAGUAUUCCUGGUUGCGGGAUUAAACAAAAACAAGAACCCACCCAAACUAAAACUGUUUUUGUUUGAUGUAAUAUAAAAUAUGGAAUUGAUCUUUCCAGA